Molecule: messenger RNA, 363 nt
Organism: Alternaria postmessia
Lineage: Eukaryota; Fungi; Ascomycota; Dothideomycetes; Pleosporales; Pleosporaceae
Exons: 1
Molecular function (GO): catalytic activity; 4 iron, 4 sulfur cluster binding
Source: RefSeq, a predicted model, not a curated record
AUGCAGAGUCCCGAUCGUGCCAAGGCCGGGCUUUCCUUGCUCAAGAAAGCGGGCAUGCGGAAGCUGAACUUUGCUGGCGGAGAGCCGUUCCUCUAUCCGAAAUUUUUGGCCGAGAUGGUGGUCUUCUGCAAAGACGAACUACGACUCGAGUCGGUCUCUAUCGUUACAAAUGGGAGUCUGGUCAAGGAGAGCUUCUUUCGACAAUGCGGCUCUAAAGUUGACAUCCUGGCGGUCUCGUGCGAUUCGUUCGACGAGUCUACCAACAUCGAGAUCGGCCGUGGAUCCGGCGACCAGGUCUCGCAGUUAUACAAGGUGGCUUCCUGGUGCGAGAAGUAUGGCAUCAAGUUCAAGAUCAACACUGUG